Dothidotthia symphoricarpi CBS 119687 is the source of this 459-nucleotide messenger RNA. RefSeq lists its product as uncharacterized. Gene Ontology annotation, cellular component: membrane. The record is from RefSeq and is a predicted model, not a curated record. NCBI's taxonomy places the organism in Eukaryota, Fungi, Ascomycota, Dothideomycetes, Pleosporales, Dothidotthiaceae. Bases 1 to 459 code for a protein of 152 amino acids. The transcript is spliced from 3 exons.
AUGGCGUCCAACUACUCCUUCUACAGCAUCCCAGUGUACUGGUUCCUAGCCCUUGCGCCGCACGGCUACAGCGUGUCCAUCAUAACAAAAGCCAACAACAACGUCUGGAACAACGCCAAUUCUCGAAGCCCGGGAUGGGUCGCCAGUCUGCAAAAGACUGUGCCAGCCGAAACGCUUGCGACGUUUGAGCGAGCGGAGGCGGCGCAUAAAAAUGCAUUAGAGAACGCUCCGCUCUUCAUUGGGGCUGUAUUGGCAGGGAACAUGGCAGGAUUGAGUGCUUCCACAAUGAACCUUAGCUUGGGAGCUUAUCUUGGCUUGAGGGUCCUGUAUACUGUUCUUUAUGUCAACACCACUAGGAACAAGACGGCAUCUUUACGUUCCCUUGUAUGGGCUGUACAAACUCUUAUUCUAUUUGGAGUGUAUAUCACGGCUGGGAACAAGAUGAUGGCCAAGUUCUAA